Myotis myotis is the source of this 903-nucleotide messenger RNA. It is a transcript of the gene TAS2R4, whose product is annotated as taste 2 receptor member 4. Gene Ontology annotation, biological process: sensory perception of taste; detection of chemical stimulus involved in sensory perception of bitter taste; G protein-coupled receptor signaling pathway. The coding region runs from base 1 to 903 and encodes 300 amino acids. Gene Ontology annotation, cellular component: membrane. The transcript has a single exon. The record is from RefSeq and is a predicted model, not a curated record. Gene Ontology annotation, molecular function: G protein-coupled receptor activity; bitter taste receptor activity. NCBI's taxonomy places the organism in Eukaryota, Metazoa, Chordata, Mammalia, Chiroptera, Vespertilionidae.
AUGCUCCAAAUAUUCUUUCUCUCUGUUCUUAUUAUCUCAGUAGUUUUGGAUGUUGUAGGACUCAUUGUGAAUCUGUUUAUUGCAGUGAUCAAUUACAAGACUUGGGUCCAAAGCCACGGAAUGUCCUCUUCGGAUAGGAUCCUGUUCAGCUUAGGCAUCACCAGAUUUCUCAUGAUGGGAAUGUCGCUGGUGUACAUCUUCUGCUUAUUCAUCUCUCCAAAUGUUGAAAGGUUAGUUUACUUACCCAAAAUUUUCCUGUUGGUUUCGAUGUUUUUGGACUCCAGUAGCCUCUGGUUUGUAACUUUGCUCAAUGUCUUGUACUGUGUGACGAUUGCUAACUUGAAAUACUCAAUUUUUCUUCUGCUGAAACGAAAUCUCUCCCCAAAGACCCCCAGGCUAUUGCUGGCCUGUGUGUUGCUUUCUGCCUUCACCAUGCUUCUGUAUAUUGUGCUCAGACAGAAGCUACUCUUUCCUGAAUUUGUGACGACGGAGAGAAAUGGCACAGAAUUUAACGCCGAUGAGGGCACCUUGUCAGUGGUGAUCUCUUUGUUCUCGAACUCAUUUCUCCAGUUCAUCAUUAAUGUGACUUCUGCUUCCUUGUUAAUAAACUCCUUGAGGAGACAUAUACAGAAGAUGCAGAGAAACGCCACUGGCUUUUGGAAUCCCCAGACUGAAGCUCAUGUGGGUGCUAUAAAGCUGAUGGCUUAUUUCCUUCUCCUCUACAUUCCGUAUACAGUUGCCACCCUGUUCCAAUACCUCCCUUCUAAAGAUUUGGAUUUGGGAACCAGAUCCAUAUGUAUAAUAAUUUCCACCUUUUACAUUCCAGGACAUUCUGUUCUCAUUGUUCUCACACAUCCUAAACUGAAAAGCAAAGCAAAGAAGAUUAUUUGCUUCAACAAAUAG